AUGACGAGAUUGCUACGGAACUCCACACAAUCACUAUUGAAAUUAUUGAAUUCAUUUAUUGGAAUGGUUGAUAUCGCAAUGAUUCUCAAUUCGUUUAUCUACACUCUCCUUGGCCUUGGUGUUACCCUGUGUUUGAUCACAUAUUCGGGGCACGUUGCUGGCUGUUGCCUAUAUCUUUACAUGACAUUAUUGUUUUUCCUUCUUAUGCUGGAGGCUGGAGUGACCACUGAUGUGUUUUUCAAUCAUGACUGGGAGGAGGACUUUCCAGUGGAACCAACUGAAAGUUUUAACAAGUUCGAAGAUUUUGUCCGGUCGAACUUCAAAUUUUGCAAGUGGAUAGGCUUGUCUGUUGUGUUCAUAGGGGGAUUAUGUGUGGUAUUGGCAGUGCUACUUAAAGCUGUUGGACCAUAUCAAAAUUAUGAAAGUGACGAUGAUAUUGAUGCUGAGAGCAGGCCAUUACUAAAAAAUGAUGUUCAUCCAACUUAUGUUGUUGGCAGGUCUGUUUCUGGAUCCAAAAGUAUUGCUUGA
Messenger RNA from Gossypium arboreum, 528 nucleotides. RefSeq names its product tetraspanin-19-like. The coding region runs from base 1 to 528 and encodes 175 amino acids. The transcript is spliced from 5 exons. NCBI's taxonomy places the organism in Eukaryota, Viridiplantae, Streptophyta, Magnoliopsida, Malvales, Malvaceae. The record is from RefSeq and is a predicted model, not a curated record.